Molecule: messenger RNA, 530 nt
Organism: Rhopilema esculentum
Lineage: Eukaryota; Metazoa; Cnidaria; Scyphozoa; Rhizostomeae; Rhizostomatidae
Source: RefSeq, a predicted model, not a curated record
AUCACGAGGCAAAGAUUUCAUCCUAAUCAAGAUGGCGGGUUUCGGGGGAUGCUCGAGACUAGUGCUUCAAUUUGCUAGACAACCAUCUGUAAGAUUACCUUUAGCUAGACGGGUUUUGCCGAUAGUGUCUUCAAGCAGAAAUGAUGGAAUAUUUACAAAAUACAGAGAGCCUCCAAAUGGCUUCCUAUUCAACGAGAAGCCUUUGAAACCUGGAGAAAAACGAAAAUGGGAAGAUUGGGAGGCGGUCUGGUACCUUGGCUGGGGUGUCAGUAUAUUCUUAGUGGCAAUUACUAUUAUGUUCAAGCCAAAAUCUGAAUAUUUGGAGGAUGUAAAGAAAGAGGCAUUGCAAAGGAUAGCAGAACUAGAUGCAGCUGAAAGUGCCAUUGCAGAUGGAGAUGAGUGAAUGAAUUUGUUGAAGUCAAGAAUUUUGAACUCAUUUGCUGCUUGUUUAUAAUGACAGAGUGUACAUGAAUUUGUUUAGUUUCAUUCAAAGAUAAAAUUGGUUUUAUCAAAAAAGUAUCUGUUUAAAA